AUGAAGUUAGCAGCUACUCUUUUGACCUUCGCCGAAGGAGCUUGGAAGGACAAAUGGGAGAAUCAAAUAAGAGGACGAUCACCAGCGACUGCGGCGGCUUGCACUGCGGCUAUGAUUGAGGAGACCGCGGCUUUGCCGAUCGUUAAUGGUGAAUGGGACUGCCCAACGCUAGGACAAGAUGUUUCCACGAUGGUUUGCUCAGCGAAAUGCCUCGUCGGAGAGAAAAAUUGGAAGAAGGCUUCGAUUCAGGCAAAAUGCAAAUCCACCCCGAAAAUCAAGCGAAAACUCAGCACUGAGAACCUGAUCUGUGAGGAAAAAGUCGAUCUCUGCGAGGAAGCGCUCUCAUCCAUGGACAUUCUUAUGGGCUCCCUGAAUCUAGUCAGCACCCACCCUAAAAAGGGAAAUACCUACCGACUCGUCUGCGACGAUGGAGAGGAUCUGGGCGCGGUCAAGUGCAAGAAUGGCAAUUUCAAGUCGAAAAUCAACUCAUUCGAAACUGCUUGCGACCGAUUUGUCUGCAACGAGGAAGAUGCCUUCGAAAACUUCCCGAUUGGCGAGGGCGAGUGGAGAUGUUCCACCAAAAAAGGCAAAAUUACUUGCAGUGGAAAGUGCUUCUGGGAAGAAUCUGCACCGAUUCGUUUCAAAACUCGCUGCACGCCAAACGAUGGCUGGUUCAUUUUCAAAAAUGAGAAGUUUUCUGAUGACUUCUGCGAAGAAGAGCCAACAACAACUACGGAAUUUACUUCAACGACUACCGAUGCAACCACAUUCACAACUGGUCCAAGUACAACAACACUUGCAACAGAACCGCCUUUCACUACCCCAGAUCUAUCCGAUUUCGAAGCAUUGACAGAUGUGAUCACUCCUGGCCUUCUUACCUGCGCCCGCGAAUCAAACUUCGGAAUCGACGACGAAACUCGUGGAUCUUCAAAGAUCGUUGGAGGAGUAACAGCAGCAGAAAAUGCAUGGCCCUUCAUCGCCAGACUUUUUAUCAAAGAUGAUCCAGAUAGCCUCACUGGUUUCAGAUGCGGAGGAACAGUAAUUGACAAUAACUGGGUUUUGUCCGCCGCUCAUUGUUGCGAGGGCGCGGUGUCGAUCAAAGCGGUUUUUAGUGAUUUGAGCAGCAGCGUCUUCGAAAGCGGCCAAUUUGAUCUCACUGCUCAUCACUUCGUCAUUCACCCCGAUUACGAAGGAAAAGGAAAUGAUAUCUGCUUGAUCCAUUUCACGGAAGAUAUCGUUGCCAGUGACAAUGACGGUGAUGUCAAGAUUGCUUGUCUCCCAGAAGAGCCUGUUGAACAUGGAAAAGCCUGCUGGGUUGCCGGAUGGGGAACGACUUCCUCUGGAGGAUCAUUGUCCAGCGAUCUCCUUCAGGUCGGCGUCAACGUAAUGGAUCAGGACUACUGUCUCGCCAAGUCCUUCAUCGCUAGCCUCGAGGGAGACGACAUCUGCGCCGGUAUUCCUGAUAUGGACGGCGAUCAUCUUGUUGACGGCGGAGCAGACGCUUGCCAAGGUGACUCUGGAGGACCUCUUCUUUGCAAUGUUGAUGGACGAGCCACACUUGUUGGUGUCGUUUCACGCGGAACAGGUUGUGCGUUGCAGGGAUGGCCAGGAUUGUACUCUUCGGUUGACAGCUCCAUUGACUGGAUUCAAGAAACUGUUGCUAGCUUCAUGCCGACAACUUCCACAACGACAAGCACUACUACUUCGACAACUACAAGUACUACCACUACUACAAAAACAACGACCACCACAACUACCACUACAACAACGACGACAACAUUGACCACGACUACCACCACUACCACUACCACUACCACCACUACCACCACCACUACCACCACGACUACGACAACGACGACCACAACAACGACCACAACCACCACCAAGACAACGACGACGUCGACCACAACAUCGACAACUACCACCACCACCACCACGACUACGACGACCACGACGACGACUACUACGACGACUACAACUUCUACAACUACAACUUCAACAACAAUCACCACAACCACAACUACAACUACCACAACUACUACAACUACUACUACUACGACAACCACAACUACGACAACUACAACGACUACAACCACUCCUCCUGAAUUCGUCCCUCUUACAAACUCCAUCACCGCUGGACUCGACACCUGUACUGACUCCUCCAAUUUCCCAACAGGUGGACGAAAGAAACGUGCCCGCAUGUCAAAGAUUGUGGGCGGAGUUACCGCAGAAGAUAAUGAGUGGCCAUGGAUCACUAGACUUUUCCUUGCUCAAACAGUUGGUGGCACAAGUGGAUUCAGAUGCGGCGGAAGUAUCAUCCACUCGAACUGGGUUCUAUCAGCUGCUCAUUGCUGCGAGGAUAUGGCGGAAAUCACUGCGACUUUUGGAGAACUUUCAGUGAAUGAUUUUGACUCAAACGAGUACAGCCUAUCUUCAACAACCUUCUUCAAUCACCCUGAAUACGGAAACUCAAGUGACGGAAACUCGAUGAAUUCUGACUGGUGCCUUAUCAAAUUCGACGAUGAUAUCCUCGCUGCUGAUCCAGAGGGAAAGACUCGUAUGGCUUGUUUGCCAACUGAGGAACCAGAGCAUGGCGCAGGUUGCUGGGUUGCUGGAUGGGGAGCUACUUCUUUCGGAAGUGGUACUUCUUCUGAGCUCUUGAGCACUGGUGUCAAUGUUAUGAGCCAAGAGUACUGUCUUCUUAACAGGAUCGUUUUAUACAAAUUUUAA
Messenger RNA from Oikopleura dioica, 2730 nucleotides. NCBI's taxonomy places the organism in Eukaryota, Metazoa, Chordata, Appendicularia, Copelata, Oikopleuridae. The record is from the annotation of a GenBank genome assembly.